Messenger RNA from Thelazia callipaeda (thelaziosis nematode), 1179 nucleotides. The record is from the annotation of a GenBank genome assembly. Lineage: Eukaryota; Metazoa; Nematoda; Chromadorea; Rhabditida; Thelaziidae.
AGUAUACAUCAGAUUCACCAAGUAUGCUUUAGCGUUGAUAAUUCGGAGUGGAUGCGAAACGGUGACUUUGCACCGACUCGUUUACAAUGUCAGCAAGAUGCAGCAAAUCUGGUCUUGCAAUGUAAACUUCGUGCAAAUCCCGAAAAUGCUGUUGGGCUAAUUGCGAUGGCUGAUACUGUAGAAGUUUUGACUACUUUGACACAAGAAAAUGGAAAAUUAUUCAUGAAACUUCAUCAAGUGGAACCGAAGGGGGCGUCAAAUUUUAUCAAUGGAAUUAAAGUGGCACAUUUGGCUUUGAAACAUCGACAAAAUAGAAAUCAUAAAAUGCGAAUUGUGGUUUUUGUUGGUAGUCCCAUUGAUCACCUUAAUCCUUCUGAGCUUACAAAACUUGCAAAAAAGUUGAAAAAGGAGAAGGUACAAGUAGACGUGAUAUGUUUCGGGGAAGCAGAUUCAACUAGUAGUGAAAUUAUGGGGCAGUUUAUCGAAACUUUGAAUGGAAAAGAAGGAAGUGGCUCGAAUUUGGUAGUCGUACCAGCUAGUUCAUCGCUUACUGAAGCAUUGGUUUCUUCACCGAUAUGUCGUGGCGAAGAUGGUGCAGCCGCACCUGUUGUAGCUGCUGGUGGAGGUGGAUUCGAGUUCGGAAUCGAUCCUGAAGAUGAUCCAGAUCUAGCGCUGGCAUUACGUGUAUCACUGGAGGAACAGCGACAACGACAGAGAGGUGGGGGAGGCACGGAAGAAGUUUCAAGUCAAGGAGUAAGUAUUGCUGAAAGUGACUUGAUGGCAAUGGAUCCAGGAUCUAUGACUGAAGAGCAGCAGUUGGAGUGGGCUUUGCGUAUGUCAAUGCAAGAAAAUACAGGUUCUGCAACUGCAGAUAUGGAUUCACCAAAUACAGGGACAGCUAGUGAGCUGGUAGUAGGCGCCGUGGAAACUGCUUCUCAAAAAACGCCUCAAAGUGCUAGUACUGAAGCCAUGGAAAUUGAUGAAUCGACUUUUUCUGGCCAUAGUAUCGUAAAUGCUGGGGAUGAUCAACUGGGUCAGUUGAUGAGUGAUCCUGAGUUGCUUCGCCAGCUCCUUGCCGAUUUACCUGGUGUGGAUCCAAAUUCACAAGAGGUUCGGGAUGCAGUGAAUAAUGUUGCCGCAACCAAAGAAAAAGUAAAUUUCACAAGUGAUCUACUUUGA